UCGGUUCUUUCAAACAGUUCGGUUCAAUAUCGUCACGUGGUUCUUUAUGUCACGCUCCAUUUUCCAGUGAAGACCAUAGACUGUAUAAAAAGGUGGAGACAUUUUACUGGUACCAGUCGGCGCUAUAGCUGUACCCAGCUGGUAAAGAUGAACGCUUUAGUUGCCCUUUGCCACUUCUGUGAACUCCAUGGCCCGCGGACGCUAUUCUGUACAGAGGCCGUCCACCCUCCAUCCCCGUCUCCUUCGCAGUCUGGUCCAGGCAUUCCUGGGGACAGGGACCGAGAGGCGGACAGAGAGGGUGAAGGGCUCACCAUGAGAGCCAACAGCUCUGCCACACAAAGAGCUGACAUGUGUGAAGGUUGUCGCUCCCUACCUGCGUCUCACCCAGGCUUUGUGAGUGUGGACAGUGAGACGGGAAUCCGCUAUCUGAGCCACCAACACCCACGCCAGCCACAGCUCUUCAGUGUUGUGCGACAAGCAUGUGUGCGCAGCCUGAGCUGCGAGGUUUGUCCUGGUCGAGAGGGGCCCAUCUUCUUUGGAGAUGAACAGCACGGAUUCGUUUUCUCUCAUACGUUUUUCAUCAAAGACAACCUGGCACGGGGCUUCCAGCGCUGGUACAGCAUUGUCGUGGUAGCCAUGGACAGGAUCUACCUCAUCAACUCCUGGCCAUUCCUGUUGCGCCACCUGCGGCUAACCAUUCAGAGUCUACAGAACACAGCACUCAAGGUGUUUGACAGUGAGCAGUGUGUGUGCCCUCAGAGGGCUGUGCGUAUGAACAGCGCCUUCUCUCCGGCAGUGUUCCCUCACCAGCGCAGCGGCAAUGCAGCCCGCUCACUCACAUCCCUAACCCAGCACCCCAACCUGUGGGCUAGUCUGCACUCCUCAUUCAGCUGGUUGCUGAAAGCUUGUGGCAGUCGGUUGACAGAGAAGCUUUUAGAGGGGGCACCCACAGAAGACACACUCGUUCUCAUUGAAAGACAAACUGAGCAAGAGGAAGAGAUGAGUGGCUGGGAUGGUGCUGAAGGGGGUGGGUCUAACCCACAGCCCAGCCAAUCAGAGAGUGUGCAGGUCAAAGAUUUUCAAUUUGAUGAUGGAAGACAAGAGGACCUUCUUGGGCCAAAGUUCAAAUCACUGAGACAUUUAAGACAGGUCCUGGGUGCCAGCGAUUUCCGACAGCUGGCAUGGCACGUUCUCAUGGGAAAUCAAGUAAUAUGGAGAGGUGCAGACCCUGGUCUUAUCCAGUCAGCUUUCAAUGUGCUGAAGGCUUUGCUUCCAGUUGGCUGUGUCCGAGCAGUUCUGUACAGUCCUCACUAUGAGGAAGCAUAUCGAUGCAACUUCCUUGGCCUUAGCCCAGAUGUACCAAUCCCAGCCCAUGUUAGCUCUUCAGAGUUUUCCAUGCUGGUGGAUGUACUUAAUGUUGAGCGCGGUUGUGUAAAUCCCAUUUCAGAUGAUGACAUUCUCUCACUUUACCAGUUCAACAUUAGCAGUGCAAACACACAACCAACAGAUAAAGGUCCAACUCUGUUGAAUAAGAUCGAAGUGGCUCUUUCUAAUGAGAAUUUGUCGGUGGAGGUGGUCUCUCUCUGCUUACUCUGUCUGAAAGAAGAGUGGAUGAACAAAGUAAAAGUGUUGUUUAAGUUCUCCAAAGUGGACGGCAGAGGUAAAGAGGACACUCAAAAGGUUUUAGCUCUGCUGGGGGCCACGGGACCGGGGGAAGAGGACAAUGUGCGUCUUCUUAAGUUUUGGAUGACAGGACUCAGCAAGCUCUACAAGAGCCAUCUAAUGACAGCAGUCAGAGGUGGAGAGAGAACUCUGAGCCAGUGAGAGAGAGAAAGAGAGAGAGAGAAAGGGGACAAUGGACUCAUUGCUAGAGUUAGAUGAAAGGAAUGUGUGGGUGUGUGUGGGUGUCUGCGUGUCAAUUACGGGAAAAGGGGGCCUGGCCUGAGAAUGUGUUUUUCUGCAUGGUACAGAGAGAAAGUAGAAGCUAUCAUUGUGAUUGGAGCCACAAAAACUUUUACUUACACAUGUGCAUUUAAAUGGAAUGUUGUUUUACCGUCAUGCAUAGACAUGUCCAUUUUCUAUCUUUUUCACUAUGUGUCUAAUAGAGCACAUGGUCCACUGACUUCAUGGGAACUAGGCAGAGUAUCAGUUGACAUGAUACUGUUUGUGGCUUGCCUAUUGCAAUUCCUCAUCAAUUUUUUUCCAUCUGACUUGUCUGAGAGAGAAUUUGUAUUUUAAGAGCAAUUUUAUUUAUCUUUAUUUGAUAACUUAUUUUAAAUAAAUGGCUUUUACUUUAAUCUGACACAUUCUAAAUAAAGACUAUUUGCUGCUUGUAAACCAAAGUGUUACUUUUUUAUUUUUUUAUAUGAAGUACUGCAAUUUAUUACAGCAAUGUGGUUAUACCAGCUACUGAUCAGAAUCAGACUAUGCUGCCAUGAGAGUUUCUGGAUUAUGCAGAAAUCCCCUUAAACCCAUUAUACUUUUUACAGCUUGUUUCGAUGUACUACAAGACUUAAAGUCAUGCAAUAAACACUGUGCAAACAUGCAAGUCCACCCUAAGCAGCUCUUAUGUAAGGAAGUUCUUGUGUUUCAAGGUGGUACUGAAAGGAUCAGGUUAUACUAGGGCAAUUCCUCCUAUGUAAAUGUAGCUAUCACGAGACCUAUCGUUUUUGGACUGUAUCAUGCUUAUCAAGUCUUUUUUGCAUCUAAAAUUUGUAACCAGUUAUCAAUGCAGGUUAAAUAAAAAAAAUUGUGAAAUGUGGUGAGUGUGUGUGAACGUGUGCAGAAGAAUCAAUAUUACCCCGAGGACUGCAAGAUAUUCUGUCCUGUCCACACAGGUUGAUUGAUAGCAAUUGCUGGAUCAUUGCCAGAAUAACUUUUACUAGUACAGAUAAUAACCCAUUUAUUUAU
Molecule: messenger RNA, 2910 nt
Organism: Onychostoma macrolepis
Lineage: Eukaryota; Metazoa; Chordata; Actinopteri; Cypriniformes; Cyprinidae
Gene: flcn
Product: folliculin
Exons: 13
Coding region: 148-1824 (558 amino acids)
Biological process (GO): positive regulation of TORC1 signaling; positive regulation of transforming growth factor beta receptor signaling pathway; negative regulation of transcription by RNA polymerase II
Cellular component (GO): cytosol
Molecular function (GO): GTPase activator activity
Source: RefSeq, a predicted model, not a curated record